AUGGCAUCUGCUGCAGAUUCAAAGUCCAGAAAUGAUCUCCCAUUCACUGUGUUUGUCAAGUUGGACAGAGACAACUAUCCACUAUGGAAAUCUUUCGUGAUCUCUAUAGUCAAAGGCUGCAGGCUCGAUGGGUACAUGCUAGGGACAAAGGAGUGUUCCGAAAAAUUCAUAGCUUCUACAGAUUCAAGCAAGAAUCCAAAUCCUGCCUUUGAAGAUUGGCAGGCUUAUGAUUCACAACUCCUUGGAUGGUUGAUGAAUUCAAUGACUACUGAAAUGGCAACACAGUUGCUGCAUUGUGAAACCUCAAAACAACUUUGGGAUGAAGCCCAAAGCCUAGCAGGUGCACACACAAGAUCUCGAGUCACUUACCUCAAAUCUGAGUUUCACAGCAUUAGAAAAUGA
Messenger RNA from Cicer arietinum (chickpea), 402 nucleotides. The record is from RefSeq and is a predicted model, not a curated record. Lineage: Eukaryota; Viridiplantae; Streptophyta; Magnoliopsida; Fabales; Fabaceae.